CCUAAAUCUGAAUCUCCCCUCAUACUUCAAGGUUUUCAAGAGCAAUUCCUUACAAAAUUAAUCAAGAAACAUGGCUAGCCACGGAGCAAUACAGAGGCCAAGCGCCGCCACCAGAUCAGACUCCCCUCUUGAUUCUAGUAACCCGAGAGCUUCAACGGCGGGAACAAACUGGAGCAACUUCAAGCGUGCAGAAUUCAAACUGGUGUGUCCCUUCAACAUCCCUUCAAGCCCAGAAGCAGCUGCUCUAAGAAUCAUCAAAAACCUAAGCCAUUUCGCAUUGUAUUACACUCAUUUUGUCUGGAUUAUUCUGUUCAUUAGCCUAAUCCCAAAGCGAAAGCUCUCUCUGAUACUCUUGGUGAUCAUGACCUACAUAGGAUCUUUGUUCCUCUUGCUGUUACGUGCCGUGCCGAGUUCUAACAUUGUUCAUAAGAUUUUGGACAAAAGAGUUGUGCUUCCUUUGAUAUUUGUCGCAACUGUGGUUCAGCUUGUCGUGACUGAUGCUGGUUUACAUCUUCUUGUGACGUUGGCUGGCUCUUUGCCUUUCGUUUUGGUUCAUGCUGUUUUGUGGGUUAGAGAGGAUUUCUCUGUUGAGGAAGAGGGUUAUGUUGGUGGUGGCCGCGGCAGCGGCGGUGAUGGUGCUUCCGGAGAGUUGCUUCCUCUUGUGCAGGAGUCAUCGUCAAUGGUUUGAAUUUUUUUCCUCCCCAAGUGGUGUUGUAUGGUUAAGAAAUUUUAUGGAAAAACAAUAAACAAUUUGAAUUUUAAGC
Manihot esculenta (cassava) is the source of this 764-nucleotide messenger RNA. Its product is annotated as PRA1 family protein D. The transcript has a single exon. The coding region runs from base 71 to 688 and encodes 205 amino acids. The record is from RefSeq and is a predicted model, not a curated record. Lineage: Eukaryota; Viridiplantae; Streptophyta; Magnoliopsida; Malpighiales; Euphorbiaceae.